Messenger RNA from Coregonus sp. 'balchen', 1622 nucleotides. The record is from the annotation of a GenBank genome assembly. NCBI's taxonomy places the organism in Eukaryota, Metazoa, Chordata, Actinopteri, Salmoniformes, Salmonidae.
AUGAACCCUCCGUGUGCGCGCUGUGGGAAAAUUGUCUAUCCGACGGAGAAAGUCAACUGCCUUGAUAAGGUGAGAUGAUCACAAUUUCAAUGCACUGUUAUGAUGACGUCUAUAUCAGAAUUGACUGCGCUGUAUUUUUCAGGAGUCUGUUGGGGGAUUUUUAAAACUUUGAUUCAAACUUAUCAGAAUAGCCUACAUUUGACUAUACAAAAAGUUAUUUUUUUUGUGUGGUUUUGGUUAGCUUGUGUUACUCUCAUGGUAAGUGUAUUAUAAUAACCUAUCUAUUGUAGUAUAUACUAAGAAAAAGGGCUUCCAUCUCCUACGGGGACAGUUGGAAACCCUUUUAGGUUCUAGAUAGCAUCUUUUUUUCUAAGAGUGUAGGAGGAUGCAUCAUAUUGACAUGGCUAGGGGAUGGAAUAGACUGCAAGUUUACCCUUUAUCCCCUGAAUGACAUAUUCUCAGAUUUGUACAAUAGGGAAUGACUGGCAUUUUCUUGCAUGUGAUCCUUUCUUUUUUACCUGCGCAUCCUUUUUGUGCACUUGAUCAAAAUAUGAAUUCUGGUUUAUGGUUGAAUAUGGCCUACAACUAGUUAAUGAUCGAUUAAUAGCUACUUUGCAUUAUUUUUGUCUAUAUCAGACCUAGGUCUAUACUACCCUACUACUACUGCUACUACUGCUACUGCUACUACUACUACUAUGUUUACCACUACUACUACUGCUACUGCUACUACUACUACUAUGUUUACCACCACUACUACUGCUACUACUACUACUACUACUACUACUACUUUUACCACUACUACUACUACUACUACUACUACUACUACUACUACUACUACUACUACUACUACUACUACUACAGUUUAAUAAUAGUAAGGUUCUUUAGGAGUGAGCGUCUUAUGUCAAAGUUGUCGAAGACCAACCCUAUAUAGCCUUUAUCUUGACCACUUUUGUAAACUAUCAACUUUUCCGCAGGCCUACCCAUUACCUAAACCCCUAACCCUGGUCCUGGCCAUAUGGCUUUUUGGCACCAAUGUGGCACACUUUCUGAGGACAUCACACACAUGCAAUCCACAUGAACACAUCAUGGGCAUUGAAUACUGUCUGGCACCCAUCCAAACAAAUCCAUGGCCGAAAAGCCAGUGGACAGUCGUAGCACCGGUAUAUCUGCAACCAAAUGCAUGGCCUAUUGUAGGCCUACAGCUCAGAACCCUAUACAUACACCAGAGACAUAUUCUUAGUAAAAUGAUUUACUCAAUUUAGAAUCAGUAAUCUCCUCAGAAUGAGUUGAAAUAGAUAACCUUUUUUAAAUUAAUAAACCUUUCUUCUUGAGGGCCUUAUUAAUUCACAAACUGGUCAUUUUUGUUAGAACCACUUCUCUUGGUUGUGAUAAUAGAAAUCUGGAAUAUCAGUAAUCUCUACGCCUCCAAUUAAUAACGGCGAUUAUUGAUUCACAAUUAUCAGAUUUGAGCACCGGCACAAGGUCAAACUGACUUGAAAUAUAAUUUGUGUUUUCUUUUCCAGAAUUGGCAUAAAGGAUGCUUCCACUGUGAGGUGUGCAAAAUGACCCUCAACAUGAAGAACUACAAAGGCUAUGAUAAGAAGCCCUACUGCAAUGCGUGA